Aspergillus steynii IBT 23096 is the source of this 699-nucleotide messenger RNA. RefSeq lists its product as uncharacterized. The record is from RefSeq and is a predicted model, not a curated record. The transcript has a single exon. Lineage: Eukaryota; Fungi; Ascomycota; Eurotiomycetes; Eurotiales; Aspergillaceae. The coding region runs from base 1 to 699 and encodes 232 amino acids.
AUGACAGCAUUCCACGAGCACCGAUCCAGCUACAUGCCAUCGUCCCGCCAGAGUCGAAUGGCCAUUGAUUCUCUUCUCAACCCGUCGGGGUCGGCAGAAACCGAAUCCCCCUCGUCCAAAUUACAGUACAUCCCGAGUCCUCAGUGCUCGCCUCUCUAUCCCCCCAGUCCCAACCAUUACAUCUACUCGUUUGCCGACAGCCGCUCCUACCGGGAUCUGCCCGGAGGAUCCCAAGACCAGGGUUAUCUCUCGUACCCGCCGCGGUCGACGGAGUCCUCGCCCGGAGCGUACUCGCGAGACCGCUACGAUUCGGUCUCCAGCAGCUCCAGCAACGCCGAGAGAAGGCGCCCUCCUCGUCCCAAGUACGAGGAAGAGGAGAUGUACUUCAUCUGGUACCACCGCGUGGAUCUCUGUCAGGAGUGGAAGGAGGUCCGAGAGAGCUUCAACCGGCAGUUCCCCAGCCGUCAACGACGCGGAUUCCAAGGAAUUCAGUGCAAGUUCUACCGAUUCAUCAAAGAGAAGAAGUGCCCGACGUUGCGCGAGCAGCGACGCAUGCGAGACGGUGAAUUCCUCCGCGAGGGCUCAGGACUCGUCGAUUCGUCAGCUCCCAAGUACGGAGUCGUCGAAUGGGUGGGUAUUUGGUAUCCGUGGAUGCGCGAAAACAAAGAGCAAGUCAACAGUCGACGGAUCUCGGCAUAG